Molecule: messenger RNA, 1128 nt
Organism: Metopolophium dirhodum (rose-grain aphid)
Lineage: Eukaryota; Metazoa; Arthropoda; Insecta; Hemiptera; Aphididae
Product: general transcription factor II-I repeat domain-containing protein 2-like
Exons: 4
Coding region: 1-1128 (375 amino acids)
Source: RefSeq, a predicted model, not a curated record
AUGAAGACUGCAAGUGUAUGUCAUGUUAUUGAUGAAAUAUGUCCUGAGAAUAAAUGUUUGUUUGAACAAGUUAGUUUGUCACGCCAAAUAAUUACUAGAAGAAUAGAAGAUCUUGGACUUAAUCUUUUUGAACAAGUGCAAGACAGAGUAAAACUUUUUCAAUAUUUUUCAAUAGCAUUAGCUGAGAGUACAGAUAUGGUAGAUACGGCACAACUUCUAAUUUUUUUACGAGGUGUGAAUGCAAAUUUUGAAAUAACAGAAGAGUUGGGAGCGUUGGAGAGUUUGAGUGGUACUACAAUAGGAGAAGAUAUAUUCAAAGCUUUAUUAAAUACAUUCGAAAAUCAAGGUCUUAAUUUUGAAAAUCUUGUUAGUGUUACUACAGAUGGUGCAAAAAGUAUGAUAGGGUCUAAGAGUGGACUUAUCAGAAGAAUAAACUCAAAAAUGUCUGAACUAAAUCGAUCUCCACCAAUUGGAAUUCACUGCAUUGUUCAUCAACAAGCACUAUGUGGGAAAGUUUUAGAUUUAGAAAAUGUUAUGUCUAUUGUAGUACAAUGUAGGAAAGAAAAACUCGUAAGUACUUUGUUCGGUUCAGUAAAAGCUUUCCAAAAUAAAUUAUCUUUAUUUCUAAAUCAAAUUGAAGAGUUAAAUUUCUCCCAUUUUGAAUGUUGUGCUACUUUAAAAACAGAAGAUUGUGGUAUAUUUCCAAAACAAAAGGGCAUCAAAAUUAUUAACACGCUUAUUCGUGAAUUUGAAAAUCGUUUUAAAGACAUUCGAACUAAAGAACCAAUUAUAAAUCUAUUUGAAAAUCCAUUUAAUAUAAAUCCGGAAAUUGUCGAAGCUUCUUUACAAUUAGAAAUUAUAGAACUCCAAUCUAAUAAUUCUUUAAGAACAACAUUUAAUAAUUUGACAAGCUCUCAAAAUCUUGUUCAGUUUUAUUCAAAUUUGUCUGAAGAAGAUUUUCCAAAUGUUCGGAAGUUUACUGCUAAGAUGUCUUGUAUAUUUGGUUCAACAUAUAUUUGUGAGCAAGUAUUUUCAACGAUGAAAAUUAACAAAAGUAAAACUCGAUCUCGCAUCACAAAUGAACAUCUACAUGCCGUUCUCCGGAAACAAGCUCAUAGUUCACAUUAA